AUCACUCGAACUUUCUCUCUAGAGCUCCCUAUUUCUACAAUUUGCAGAGGUGUUCGAAUCAUUGAGGACAUAGUCAGGUUUCCUUCCUUCGAGUGGCUUGAGCUUGAGCUCAAUGUUGGACCUUGUUGAGAUUUGAGAUCUGUAAGCUUGCAAAAACCAAGUUGAUUAUAGUUUCACACUCCUAGUCUGGCGCAAAGACUUACUGAAUCGGAGUGUAUCUUUCUCGUUGAGUCAGUUUCGAAUCCACCGAAUCCUGUUGUGCUCAUGUACCGCAACUGGUGUCACAAGAUUCAGCAACUGUUCGGCAGGACUGGAUUCGAGGAAGAGUAAGAUUUGAUGACGAUAAUCAAGCCACACUCGGUGCUAGAUGCUGCUAAGGUAGCGUCCUGUUUGCGUGAGACUUUCCGAACCGGACGUACCAGACCGUCGAAUUGGAGACUGGAGCAACUCCAUGCAAUCGUAAAACUCAUCGAGGAGAACGAAGAUGAAAUUUGCCGGGCCCUUUUUGCCGAUUUACACAAGCCAAGGCACGAAGCCUUAACGAUGGAGAGCCUUGUCGUCACAGCAUCUGCCAAGCAUGCGAUCAAGAAUCUGAACAAGUGGAGAGCUCCUGUGAAGAAAGAAACUCCCUAUAUCGUUUGGCCAGCGUCUGCUUUCAUACUACCAGAGCCUCUUGGAGUGGCAUUCGUCAUCGCUCCAUGGAAUUUUCCUUUCCUCUUGGCGGUAGAUCCCGUAAUUGGAGCAAUUGCAGCCGGUUGUACAGUUUGCCUCAAGACGUCGGAGGUCACACCAGCCACCUCUGAACUACUGAGCACGUUGGUCCCGAAGUAUCUCGACAAUGAUGCCAUUAAGGUGGUGGAAGGCGGAGUGCCUGAGGUUACGGCGCUACUGGAACAGAAAUGGGACAAGAUUUUCUACACCGGAAAUCCGAAGGUGGGGAGAAUCGUCAUGGGAGCAGCUGCCAAACAUUUAACCCCAGUGACUCUCGAGCUUGGAGGUAAGUGUCCCGUCUUCAUCGACGACACAGUUGAUCUGCAGCUGGCAUCAAGGCGGAUUAUGGCAGGGAAGUAUGGAAGUAAUAGUGGCCAAGCAUGCAUUUCUCCAGAUUAUAUUCUGGUUGAAGAACAUCUUGCACCUAAACUGAUCAAGCAGUUCCGAAGUACAUUGGUGGAGUUCUUCGGAGAAGAUCCACGCACCUCCAAGGAUUUGUCACGCAUUGUGAACAAGAACCACUUCCAACGAUUGUCACGACUCUUGGACGAUCCUGCCACAGCCGACAGGAUCGUGCAUGGGGGAGAACGAGACGAGGAUUCGUUAUACAUUGCUCCAACCUUGAUAGAAGAUCCUGCGCUGGACUCCCCCAUCAUGGCUGAUGAAAUCUUUGGCCCCUUGCUGCCAAUCAUCACAGUAAGAAAUGUCAACGCCGCCAUUGAUUUGAUCAACGAUAAGCCGAAGGCAUUGGUAGUUCAUUUGUUCUCCACCAACAAGGAUUAUGUCAAGAUGUUCACUGAAGAAACAUCUAGUGGCGGAUUGGUGAUGAACGACUGCAUCAUGCAAUUCAUCGUCCCUGAGUUGCCCUUCGGCGGAGUGGGAGAGAGUGGCACAGGUGCAUACCACGGCAAGGCCUCGUUUGACACAUUCAGCCACUUCAAGAGUAUCUUCAACAAGAGCCAGUCAGGUGAUGCUCCCAUACGAUAUCCUCCCUUUACACUUUGGAAGCAGGCCAUGUUAAGGGCGUUUCUUGAAGGAAGAUUUUUUAAACUCAUCCAACUUUUACUGGGCUUGCAAAAGUAGAAGCUGUGGUUUCAUUGGCCGAUUCCAGACCUCGAUGCGAGAGCUUUCAAUAAACAUAUGCCACCUCAAGGGCAAGGCAGAUUCUACCUCAAUACGAGACUAUUCAAUGCCUCCGAGGCUCUAAUAUCAUUUUCAAUUUUCUCUACAAAAACGGCAGUUUAGUGUGUGCAGGCAGAUUUGCGAAACUGCGACCAUACGGAGUCUGCGUACUUUAAAACCUGGAGUCUAGCCAUCGUAAUAGCCCUACCACUUAAGAUUUCUAGCAGUAGGUUAAUAUCAGUUUCUGAGAAAAUUGUACAAAACCACAAAAAAUUGACAUCGAAAUAAGCCUGUAUUUUCACCA
Messenger RNA from Physcomitrium patens, 2137 nucleotides. Its product is annotated as aldehyde dehydrogenase family 3 member H1. Gene Ontology annotation, molecular function: aldehyde dehydrogenase (NAD+) activity. Gene Ontology annotation, cellular component: cytoplasm. Gene Ontology annotation, biological process: aldehyde metabolic process. NCBI's taxonomy places the organism in Eukaryota, Viridiplantae, Streptophyta, Bryopsida, Funariales, Funariaceae. The record is from RefSeq and is a predicted model, not a curated record.